This is a messenger RNA of Ambispora leptoticha, 2171 nucleotides long. The record is from the annotation of a GenBank genome assembly. NCBI's taxonomy places the organism in Eukaryota, Fungi, Glomeromycota, Glomeromycetes, Archaeosporales, Ambisporaceae.
CAAUAAUUAACGAAGAAGAAGCAAAAAAAGAAAUACAAGAAUUUAUUGAUAACUCAGAUUUUUCCUUAUUAAUCGAAAAUGUUAAAGAAAUAGAAAACAAAGAUUUAAGCAAUUUUAAAGAAAAAAAGGUUUAUCCUAUGAAUAUUCCUUACGACAUUAGAGAGAGUUUAGAAAGAGACUUGAAGAAAGAGAUUAUUGAAGUUAUAUGUGAAGAAAAAAAUUAUGUUGAUAAUACUAUACAUGAGUUAACUGCUGAAGAAAACCAAGUUUCUAUCUUAAAUUUAAUUUUGAAAGAACUAGUAAAGAGAGGCAAAGUAGUUAUCAAUGACCCUAAAAAUAGAGAAAGUAAAGUUAUGGUUGACCAAAUAAGAGUUAUCGACAAGAAAAAGUUGGGGGAAAAAGCCGAACUACGCGAACCAAAUAAGAAAGCCGUUCAAACUUUUUUAAUCCACUAUUACCAAACCAAAGACCAGAAUGAGUAUAUUCUAUCGGUGGCGACCGGAAAGAUAAUUCGAGAAAAGACCAUCAACAAUUUUUCCCUCAAUAAACCUAAUUCUUUGGCUGAUAAAUUAACUAUUAGACCGCCUCAUAUUAUUGAUAUCAAAAAUUUCCAUACUGCCAAAACUACUGAUAAAAAUUCAGUUAAAUUAUUUAUUUUUACCGUUCAAUCUUUAACUCAAGCCAAAGGCAAAACCGCUCGCAAAACUAGUAAUUAUGACGAAUUAUUAGGACAAUCUUUACGGGAGCAUUUAAGCAGAUUAGAUGAUUUAGUUAUUUUGGCUGACGAACACCAUUUAUAUUAUGGGGAAAGAUUUUCUGAAGCCAUUCGGGAACUAAAACCAAAAAUUUUAAUUGGACUAACUGGCACUCCGCACGAAAAAACACCCACCAAGGAAAUCAUUUUUGACAUUGAGGAAGCCGAGGAAAUUCGAACCAGUUUAAUUGUUAAUUGUGAAUUUCCUCCAAAAAAUAUUCUCCAAGUUGAUAGCAGUAAAAUUACCGAUGAUUUAGCCCAAGGAUUACAAAAUAUUGAUAAUCUCCAAAGCCCCACCCGAAUUAUUGUUGCGGUUGCCACUUUUAUCGAACAAAUUAUUGGUCGGGGUUUGCGUUUGCCUUUUGGUUCAUAUACUCCCAAAGAAGCCUUAAAUAACUUGGAAAUUAUAAUGCAUGAUAACUUUAAAGAGUUGUUGGAUGUUCGUAAAUCUUUGAAGAGUAAUUUUUUUGGAAUAAGUGAUGAAGUCGACCGAGUCUCUUCUGGAAAUGAUUUUCCCCAGAACAAUCCCGAGUCCCCUAAUUUUUUAAGCAAUCCAGAAGAACCAAUCACUGGUUUUCCUCUCCAAACUUCUGGGGAAAGAGAGCAGGACAUUUUAAACCAAAAUCAAACCUUAAUUGAACCUAAUAAAAUUAAAGAGAAAUUCACUUUGAAAAUAUUGCGGCAAAAGUAUUUAGAAAAUUGUCAAGAACAACUGAAAAAAUUAACUCGAGAGAUAUUUAAGGAGUUAUACAUUAACCAAAAUGAAGCCCACCAAGAAGUUAUUGAGAAAACAUUCAAUUAUUACAGAAAACUCAACUGUGAAACCGUGACCGAAAAUUUAGCAGAAGAGUUUAUCAAAAAAUCUAAGGAUGAAAAUGAUAUUCAUUGGUUAGUGGAAAUUAAAGAUGAUAAUAAUCCUAAUCCCGAAAUUGAAGAGAAGAAACAAGCCGCAAAAGAUAAAUGUCAUGAAGGUAUCCCAAAAGGAAAAGAAAUGCAAAUUGAAGGAACAAUAAUUUGUAAGGAAUGUGCUUUAAUUAUUGAAAAAGAAAGCAAAGAAAAAGUUGUUGCCAGAUGUUGGAACUGUAAUUGUCUCAUCAGUACAGGUGAAUUAGUUCAUGAAAUUUCCAGAAACGAUUCUAAGGGUUGGAUUAGUCGAUUUUCGUUAAACUUAGAAAAUUAUGAGAAAAUGGCUCAAUGUGAUGAUUGUUAUUUAGAGUGGAGAAAUAAGGUCAAAAAAGGAGAAAAGUGGCUAAAGGCAAAAGAUAUCGAUCCUCUAAUAUCCGCUCGCAAUUUCCUCCAAAAAGCCCUCCGGGAGGCCAAAACUGAAUUAGAAAUUGCCGGGACUAUCCAAGCUUUUGAAAGAAGUUUUUCGAAUAAAGCCGGUUUAGAAAGUUUAAUUCCGGAUGCAGAAUCCUGA